Messenger RNA from Paramecium octaurelia, 528 nucleotides. The record is from the annotation of a GenBank genome assembly. NCBI's taxonomy places the organism in Eukaryota, Ciliophora, Oligohymenophorea, Peniculida, Parameciidae.
AUGUACAAUAUUAAUUCUGCACCAGUAUUUUCAGCAUGUUUCAAGGGACGGUAUUAUUGGGCUUUUCCUGUUUAUUGCUUGAAAUUGCAAAGAGAAACAUAACAUCAAGUGAUUACAGAAAUGAAGCUCGAAUAGACUGAGCAAAAGCAAGAGAAAGAAAAUUCCAUUUAAGAAACUGACAAUCCAAAUCCUACGACCAAUAAUAACUCCUAUAUGUAUCCGGGGCAAUCUAAAAAUUAUUACAAGACUUUAGGAUAAAAAGUGCAUUCGUUUAUACAAAACAACUUUGAUGUAAAAGAAUUGAAAAAAGAUCGACAUAUUUACAAAUUCUUAAACGUUAAACGCCAGAAUUACAAUAAGUUUCAUCUUAAAGAACUAAUCAAAUCCAAAAUCGGAAAACAAGUCAUCAAAAUCUAUUUUGGGAAUUUUCUAUGGUGUUCGAGCAUUUUGGAAAAAUCAAGAUCUGAUAUCACUUAUUAUCUAAGUUAGAAUAAAAACAUAUUUAAAAGAAAACAUAAGCCAAAGUGA